Molecule: messenger RNA, 3327 nt
Organism: Encephalitozoon hellem ATCC 50504
Lineage: Eukaryota; Fungi; Microsporidia; Unikaryonidae
Exons: 1
Coding region: 1-3327 (1108 amino acids)
Source: RefSeq, a predicted model, not a curated record
AUGUCGGUUGACUUGGAUCGUCUGAACGAACUAUGCAAAGUAAGAUUUGAAAAGGAAUACAAGACAUACAGGGAAUACUUUGGAUCAAUUUCACACUUUAGCAGGGACGAACUGCUUGAGCAGAUGUUUUCCAAGUACACGAAGGGUGUUCUCUCUGAAGAAGAGGUUCUGGCAUGCAUGAGAACCAUCAGCCUGGGCAGUCUGAAGCACUUGGUCAAGCUCUAUGAGUAUGAGGGGCGCUUCUGCAAAGAGAAGGCUGUACUGGCGCUGAGGAGAAGAUACAUGGAGGAGAGUGAAUAUGACAAGGAUGAGGUUUUCCAGUGCAUAAGAAAGCUGUCGCAUUGGCUUGACUUUGGACUCGUGAAGGAAGUAUGUAAUGACGAGUGUCUGGGGCUGAUUGUUGGAGAAUAUGCACGGAAGCAUGAGCUUGAUGAGUCCUUUCUGGAUGAGAUUGUAGACUUCCUUCCUUCUGUGUUUUUUGGGUACACACAGCUGAACACUCUCUUGCUCGACUCCUUUGAAGCAUCGUUUGAUCGGGUAAUAGAGAGGAGCAUGGAGAUUCUCCAUGUUAUCAACUACUCUGAGAGGAGGGCUGUUGAGACUAUUGCCAGGAGUAGGUUGAAGAAAGACAUUUUUGAAUAUCUUGUUUCCAAUGGCCUGGUUGAGGAAGAUGCACUGGUAGCGAUGAUGGAUGUUGUUGGAUGCAUUGAUGCAGAGGUUUUUUUGAGUGACGGGGUUGUUGGAAAGCUCUGCCUGGAGAGCAUUAUAAAGUAUCUUGACUCCAUUGAGGUAGAGAAGGUUGUUGAGAUUGGGAUUUUGGGGUGCAAGUGCAAAAAGCUGUAUGGGGCUCUUCCGCCAGUUCUGGAGAAGAGGGCUGAAGAGUUUAUGAAGGAGGCAAGGAUCGUUGAUGUCCUACUUGUUAUGGUUUACUAUGACUCUCGGAUAAGGUUUGGAAGGACUCUUCUGGCUUUGAGGCCGUCUCUGGAGAAGGAAUUCCUAAUUUGCAGGGAGGAAGAAAAGAGAAGGAUUGCUGUUGAUGUUGAUAAAAGCACGGGGGAGAUCAGAGAGGUUGGGGCAGAAGCCACGGAGAGUGUGCCGAGCCAUUUUGGUGGGGGAAACGAGUUCAGAUUUGUUAAGAAGGGAAAGGCUGGGGAGAGGGAUGUUGUGGAGUACUUGAGAGAGAUAUGUGUGGAUUCCGGGGACUUUAUCAAGGAUAUCAGAAGGAAAUUAGGGUUUUCAUGCUUUCUUGACAGCCCUACGAAGCCUACCUUUGACCAGCUUGUGGUGCUUCCGAAGUACUACUUUGUGGAGUCGCUUAGGCGGUACCGUAACGAGUUUCUAGACCUGCUGUACCAGUUCGAUGAAAUAGUGAUUCCAGGGAGCCGAAGAAGAGACCUGAUUGCAAGAAGCAUUGUGUCCAGUGGGUAUAAGGAAUUGUUUGUCAGAUACCUUAUAAAAAGAAACAGAUACUUCAAGAUUGAGGUUAAUCUCGAUGCGUGGUUUGAGAAGAUGACAAGUGAGUACAAGAUCAAAUACCUCCUAGACCAUCCGACGGCAAUUAUAGGGAGAGAGGAGAAGACAAUUGAGUCCUUGAAAGAUAGCGUUCGGAUGCUUUAUCCUAUUAUUGAGAAGCUGGAGGGUAAAGAGAUAUCGCAAGAAGUGAUUGAUAAGAUUAGGAGUCAUGCUUCGAUGACUGGAGAUCCCCGAAAACAAGGAAGCGAGCAUAGACCUUAUGGCGAAAACAAAGACUGUGGGAUAAAAAGACAAGAAGCCAAUGAAUCUAUAAGAAUAGAUGUCACUAAGGGGCUGAGGGAGUGGAAGAGCCUUGAAAAAAAGAUAAAAAUAGAAGGCUGCCCCAGUGGGGACAAUGUUUAUGAUGACCUGUAUCCCAUUGAGAAGAUUGACUACGUUCCAUUCAAGAAGAGAGUAGGGUUUAUAUGUAAUGAGAUAAACAAGAGGAUUUCAAGCGGGAACGGGCUCCACAGGGCAGGGUUAGUUACAUCUGUACUGGUGAGAGAUGGAGAGAUGGCCAAGAGGGUUCUAUCUACCCUGCAAGGUGUGAAUAGAUUUGGAAAGGAUCUUGUCAAUUUUGUUGAGUUUUUUGUGUUCUUCCUCUCCUACUGCAAAAUGGAGGUGAGCAUGGAAAUGGCGACGCUUAGGACCCUGAGGAGAUACAUAUCCGAGGAGGGAAGCGACACUGUUCUGUACUUUGUGUUUAUGAAAGCCCGGCUGGAAGAGAUAGAGGCGCUAUUUUCUGAGUUUAGGGAUAAGAGCUUUGACGUUAUCUACAAGGCCAUGGUGGAUAGGAUCCGUGGAGUCAGAGAAGGGACAACUCUGGGUGAGAAGCACGGGUGUGUGACGAUUGAAGCCAGCAUACCACAGCCCGUGAUCAAAAGAAAGAAAGGCAGUGGGACAAGGGUCGAGAUUGUUGAGGUAUGGGACGGUAGAGACCAAGAAGAAAGGAUUAGAGGUACAGUCAUGGGGUUUCUGUCGUCGGAGGACGAGAGUAUGCAUUACCUUGGGCUGGGCUGUCUGAACAUGCUAGGGAUAGAGGUGAGUGUAGAGAGGUUCCUCGACUCCAGAAGUGAUAGAGUUGUUGAGGCAGCAUUGAAUAUUGUUACAAAGAGGCCUGUUACACCAUCUAUCAAUGCAAAACUUAUGGAAAUAAUGUACAGAAGGGGAAGACUGGACAAUCUCGGGAAAAUGUGUCUCAGGGCUGUAGACAUAGAUAUCCUGGAGAGGGAGGAUGUAGACAGGAUCUAUGAGAUGUUCUUUAUUGAUCCGGGAAACUAUUUGGAGGUUCUUCCAAGAAUACUGGAGAGGGGAUACGAACUGACCGAAGAGAUAAUAAUGGAGCUCAUAGGAUUAUUGGGUCAAUCUCAAUGCGAUGACAUUGUUGAGAAUGCCAUGGGUGUCUUGAAGAGCAUUGAGUACACCGAGGAAAUGGUGUUCAAGAGCAUCUUAUCCCUCGAGAGUGCUAAGUUUGCUCCGAAGACAUUCCUGAUAGAAAAAGUAUGUACGUCUCGGUGCAGUCUCGGUACUAGAGGGUUUCUUAAGCUUUGCGUGUGUGUGAGCAAUGAGGAGAACUACAGUGUGCUUAGAGGGCUACUAGAAAUACUAAGAAGAAAAGGAAUCAACAGCAAUAUUGUUGAGAAAUGGAAGGAAAGCAAGUCGCUAGAUAGGUUGAUGGCCCGGAUAUAUCCCUUGUGCAUGAAGGAUAAGCUUUAUUACAAAAGGAUUCUGGAUGAAGUCAGAAAAGACAUAGAUGAAUGGGGCUUUAUCAACGAGUUCUAUAGAAAUGAAUUUAAGGAGGCGCAGCUUAUCUGA